Molecule: messenger RNA, 750 nt
Organism: Gastrolobium bilobum
Lineage: Eukaryota; Viridiplantae; Streptophyta; Magnoliopsida; Fabales; Fabaceae
Product: protein MAIN-LIKE 2-like
Exons: 2
Coding region: 1-750 (249 amino acids)
Biological process (GO): meristem maintenance; meristem development
Source: RefSeq, a predicted model, not a curated record
AUGGUUGAUUCAUCAUCUUCAUCGGGUUCUGCAUCGGAUGUAGAGCCUACCGAUCCCAGCAUGUACAUCUUACCCAGGCCGUACAGAUGGGACGUCCUUCGUAAGAGGACGCAGCGUGCUCAUAUUUCACAGCGAGUGUGGAAUACGGAGCAUGUCAAGAAAAUAAAGACCAGGCAUGGGAAGCCGACGGGGGGGCCAUCUACCGGCGCUAUCCCAGAGAUCGAUGCCCCUUUAAUUAGUGCUCUGGUCGAGAGGUGGAGACCAGAGACACCUACUUUCCACAUGACCCAAGGUGAGAUGACUAUCACCUUGCAAGAUGUGGCAGGCAUAUUGAGCUUGCCUACUGACGGGGCUGUCGUCACCGGCUCUACCUCUAAGGAUUGGCCCGCUGCUUGUGGGGCUGUAUUUGGCGCAGUUCCACAGCCAAAUGAGUUCCAUCAUUCAGGCGACCUGCGUAUCUCAUACUUAGAUCGGUUAUAUACCCGGUGGACCGAUCAUGCCGGGGAUCAUGAUGCCGAGAUCUACUUCACAAAGGCACACAUUGCCAGGAUGCUGGGUUCUUGGUUGCUGGCGGACAAGUCUGGAGGCAGCAAUUUCGGUUGUCGGCUAGUCCCGUUGCUUGGGGGAGGAUUUGAUGACAUUGGCCGAUUCAGCUGGGGAUCUGCGGUUCUGUCACACUUGUUCAGGAAUUUGUGUGAAUUGACAGAUGCCGGUCAAUCUGACAUGGGUGGUUGCCAUAUUCUCCUUUAG